Molecule: messenger RNA, 1120 nt
Organism: Arachis duranensis
Lineage: Eukaryota; Viridiplantae; Streptophyta; Magnoliopsida; Fabales; Fabaceae
Product: ER membrane protein complex subunit 7 homolog
Exons: 7
Coding region: 104-730 (208 amino acids)
Cellular component (GO): EMC complex
Molecular function (GO): carbohydrate binding
Source: RefSeq, a predicted model, not a curated record
AUCCCCCACACCCCAGUAGAGUGGCAUCUUCUCCCUCUAACAGUUGAAAUCAAAACCCUGUUUUUGGUUUCAGCUGACAAAAACAAAGCUUUCUAGAUUCACGAUGCAACCCAAAUCGCCUUUGCUCCUGCUUCUUCUUCUCUCUCUUCAAUUAUUCAUCUGCUUCGCAUUCGCUCAAUCUACCACCGGGUCCGCUGAAGGUUACACCAUUUAUGGUCGAGUGAAGAUCCCCAGCAAUUUAGGAACAAAAGACUAUAUAAUUCCCGGAAAAGUGUCGAAUGUCAAAGUCAUACUCAAUGGUGGUCAGAGAGUUACUUUUUUGAGGCCUGAUGGAUAUUUCUCAUUCCACAACGUCCCUGCAGGGACUCAUCUAAUUGAAGUGGCUGCACUCGGCUAUUUCUUCUCUCCGGUACGAGUUGAUGUCAGCGCCAGAAACCCCGGCAAAAUACAGGCAGCAUUGACGGAAAGUAGGAGGGGGCUCACUGAGUUUGUAUUAGAGCCAUUGAAGGAGGAACAAUAUUAUGAGAUUAGGGAACCAUUCUCUAUUAUGUCCAUUGUGAAAAGUCCAAUGGGUCUGAUGGUGGGAUUUAUGCUCAUUGUUGUCUUCCUCAUGCCCAAAUUAAUGGAGAACAUGGAUCCAGAAGAAAUGAGACGUGCACAAGAAGAAAUGAGAAAUCAAGGAGUUCCAUCUUUGGCAAGCAUGUUACCUGGUGCUGCAAGAAGCAAUUAGGUGUAUGAGCAAUAAGGAACAAGUGAGCAAGGUGAUUGAACUGAACAGGAGCUCAAGAUUUGUGGCAUACUAUGAUUGCCAAAGUUUGUUAUGGAUGCUAAGAAAAAUAUCUUUGGUAUUUAUAUUCUGGAAUAGUUGAAUUUGGAAAUUCCUGAUAAGAUGUUAGAAAGUUUGAUUUAAUUUAAACGCUCAGUGUAGGACAUCAAUUAUAAUGCUCACCUUACAAACAUGCCCUCAUAUGGAUAGGAACUUUUUGGUUUGAAAGUAGAAACUUGUAUAAUAUUCUUCUAGUCAUUCUUUUGCUCGAGAAAAGAAUUGAAUUGUGAUCUCUUUUUGCUGCAUAGUGGAUGAGUGGAGUUGGUUGUCUUCCUCUUCAAGCUUAGCACCUUA